AUGAGCUCGGGCGCAUGGGACUUGCAAAGCAUCACGACCAUGUGGGCUAGUAUCGGCCAUACGGAUACAAACUGGACGGCCAAAGCGGCUGCCUUUGUGCUCAACGUUGUGAUCAAGGGUUUCCGGUUUAUCGGCUUGUUUGCCUUGUUCCCUAUCUAUCUGUUCUGUAUCAUGGAGUUCGCAGGAUAUAUCGUCUUGCUCACGACGGGCGUGCGCCACCACAAGCGUGAGGCUGCCGAGCGCGUCAAAUCACGCCUCCCCUCCCGCACCGCCGAGUCGGCCAAGGCCAGCAGCCUGCCUGAGAAUGGGCCAGCGCCGGCGAUCCGCACCGACGAGCUGCGUGCGCGCAUUCCGGCAACGAAUGCGUGA
Molecule: messenger RNA, 369 nt
Organism: Malassezia japonica
Lineage: Eukaryota; Fungi; Basidiomycota; Malasseziomycetes; Malasseziales; Malasseziaceae
Exons: 2
Coding region: 1-369 (122 amino acids)
Source: RefSeq, a predicted model, not a curated record